Messenger RNA from Vitis vinifera (wine grape), 1356 nucleotides. RefSeq names its product disease resistance protein RPV1-like. Bases 1 to 1251 code for a protein of 416 amino acids. Gene Ontology annotation, biological process: signal transduction; defense response. The transcript has 2 exons. Lineage: Eukaryota; Viridiplantae; Streptophyta; Magnoliopsida; Vitales; Vitaceae. Gene Ontology annotation, molecular function: ADP binding; ATP hydrolysis activity. The record is from RefSeq and is a predicted model, not a curated record.
AUGGCUUCCUCUACCCAAAAACCCUCUUCUUCUUCUACCUCAGUCCGUAAAUAUCAGUUCGAAGUGUUCUUGAGUUUUAGAGGUGAAGACACCCGCAACAAUUUUACGGAUCAUUUAUUCGUAAAUUUGCAUGGGAUGAGGAUUAAGACUUUCAGAGACGAUCAACUUGAAGGAGCAGAGGAGAUCAAAUCAGAACUUUUGAAAAGUAUUGAAGAAUCAAGAAUUUCCAUAGUUGUGUUCUCAAAAAACUAUGCUCAUUCCAAGUGGUGUUUGGAUGAGUUAGCGAAGAUCAUGGAGUGCAGGGAAGAAAUGGAACAAAUAGUCUUUCCGGUGUUCUACCACGUGGAUCCUUGUGAUGUGCGAAAGCAAACAGGGAGCUUCGGAGAGGCAUUUUCCAUUCAUGAAAGAAAUGUAGAUGCGAAAAAGGUGCAAAGGUGGAGGGAUUCCUUGACUGAAGCAAGCAAUCUUAGUGGUUUCCAUGUGAAUGAUGGGUAUGAGUCAAAGCAUAUUAAGGAAAUUGUUAACCAGAUUUUUAAAAGAUCAAUGAAUUCUAAGCUUUUGCAUAUUAACGAUGAUAUAGUUGGGAUGGAUUUUCACCUGAAAGAACUAAAAUCGUUAAGUAGUGACUUGAAUGACAUUCGUGUGGUUGGGAUCUAUGGACCUGGUGGAAUUGGUAAAACUACCAUUGCCAAGAUUGUUUAUAAUGAGAUCCAAUAUCAAUUCACCAGUGCAAGCUUUCUUCAAGAUGUCAGAGAGACAUUCAACAAGGGUUGUCAACUUCAACUACAACAACAACUUCUACAUGAUACAAUGGGGAAUGAUGUAGAGUUUAGCAAUAUCAAUAAAGGAAUCAAUAUAAUAAAGGCUAGACUUGACUCAAAAAAAGUUCUUAUUGUUAUUGAUGAUGUGGAUCAUUUGGAGCAAUUAAAGUUAUUGGUUGGAAGUCUUAAAUGGUUUGGUAUAGGAAGCAUAAUUAUCAUAACAACUAGAGACCAACAUUUGCUGGGUGAGUAUGGAGUGGAUAUAUCAUAUAAGGUUGAGCAAUUACAUUAUAAGGAAGCUAUUCAACUCUUCAGUAGACAUGCCUUUAAACAAAAUGUUCCCAAAGAAGAUUAUGUAAACCUCUCAAAUUGCAUGGUACAUUAUGCUCAAGGUCUUCCUUUAGCCCUUAAAGUUCUAGGUUCUUCUCUCCAUGGCAUGGCAAUAGAUGAAUGGAAAAGUGCAUUGGAUAAAUUGAAAAAAAAAUGCUAACAAGAAAAUUAAUGAUGUGCUUAGAAUAAGUUUUGAUGGGCUUGAUCAUUUUGAAAAGGAGGUUUUCCUUGACAUUGCAUGUUUCUUCAAAGGGGAAGACAAAGA